Messenger RNA from Ilex paraguariensis (yerba mate), 758 nucleotides. The record is from the annotation of a GenBank genome assembly. NCBI's taxonomy places the organism in Eukaryota, Viridiplantae, Streptophyta, Magnoliopsida, Aquifoliales, Aquifoliaceae.
AUGGAUGUCGUCAGUCAGUUGCAGAAACAAUUUGUUGAUUACUCCACAUCUCUGUAUCGUGAGGGGUUCUUGGAUGAUCAGUUUGUACAGCUUCAGAAACUGCAAGAUGAGAGUAACCCAGAUUUUGUGGUUGAGGUGGUGUCUCUUUUCUUUGAGGAUUCUGAGAAACUUAUUAACAAUCUGGCCAGCGCUCUACAACAGCAGAUUGUAGAUUAUAAGCAGGUUGAUGCCCAUGUCCACCAGUUCAAGGGUAGUAGUUCAAGCAUAGGUGCACAGAGAGUGAAGAAUGCAUGUGUUGCCUUUAGAGCUCAUUGUGAUGGGAGAAACCUUGAAGGGUGCAUGAGAUGCCUGCAACAAGUGAAAUUUGAGUACUCUCUCGUGAAAAGCAAGCUUGAAACUUUGUUCAAGCUGGAGCAACAAAUCUUGGCAGCUGGUGGGUCCAUUCCUGUGUUGGCAUAAGGGCUUCAGAGAGAACCUGAAGGUUGAUAUUGUUGCUGAGUUUUUCGGAACAUUUUGUAGUUGAUGAAUUGAGCUGCUUUGACUGCUCGGGGAUGCUGUUACAUGUAGGUCUUAGGAUUGUAUGUUUCAAGUUUGGAAGCUUUUUUCGUUUUUUGUUUUUUGUAUUUUGGUUUGGUUUUUUGUUGGAAUGUUUUAAUCAAAUGGAUGAGAGCUUACUGUUGUAGUUAGCAUGGUGUGGACCAUUGUGAUGCAUAUUUCUGAUGCUGCAUAUUUUUUAUGACUUAAUGAACAUAUUAAUU